This is a messenger RNA of Phanerochaete carnosa HHB-10118-sp, 335 nucleotides long. RefSeq lists its product as uncharacterized. NCBI's taxonomy places the organism in Eukaryota, Fungi, Basidiomycota, Agaricomycetes, Polyporales, Phanerochaetaceae. The record is from RefSeq and is a predicted model, not a curated record. The transcript has a single exon. Bases 20 to 244 code for a protein of 74 amino acids.
GGUGCUUCUCAGCCGCUUCAUGAUCAACCUCCGGGCGGCCGACGAGGCAAUGGCAGACUACUCUGUGCAAAUGAGCGAUCAACAACAAAGACCACCGACGCUGCAGUUCAGGACGCCACCAGAUCGACUAGGCAAUAUUGGGGGAAUGCUGCGGGAUGGCUGGAGCGACGAAUCCGACGACGAAGAGCAUGAUGCUGCAGUGUUGGGCGAGGAAGGAUAUCGUGAGACCGGUGAUGAAGCGUGAGUUGGCGUCGAUGAUUAUGCUAGACUUCAGAGUAGGCUCCGUCUCAGGCAGACAGUGGCAUGUGUAACGUAUGCGAACAGGAGGCUUGAAA